AUGCCCAAUCCGACCCCCGCCCCUCUACCCAAUCCUCACUUCCCACGCCCAGUCCUCGUUUUCCACGCCCAAUCACUACUCCAAGCGCCCAAUCCUCAUCCUAAUACGGACAAUCCUCCGCCUUGGAGCCAAAAUCCUCACUUCUCACACCUAAUCCUCAAUUUUCACUCCUCCAUUUGCCUCCUCAUCCUAAUCUUCACCUCAACACGCUCAGUCCCCAAUUUUCACUCUUGGUUCUCCCUCUCCACACCCGAUGAUCAUCUUCCACGCCCAUUCCUCCUCCUCCACGCCUAUUCCUCCUCCUUCAAGCCCAUUCUUCAUCAUACACGCCCAUUUCCCAAUGUCCACGCCCAUUCCUCAUCAUCCACGCCCAUUUCACAAUAUCCACGCCCAUUACUCACUCUCCACGCCCAUUUCCCAAUAUCCACGCCCAAGCCUCAUCCUCCACGACCAUUCCUUACUCUCCACGCUCAUUCCUCAUCCUCCACGCUAAUCCUCAUCCUCCACGCCCAUUCCUCACUCUCCAUGCCCAUUCCUCAUCCUCCACGCCCAAUCCUCAUCCUCCACACCCAAUCCAUCGUCCCCCACGCCCAAUCCUCCUCCUCCACACCCAAUCCUUCGUCCCCCACGCCCAAUCCUCCUCCUCCACACCCAAUCCUUCGUCCCCCACGCCCAAUCCUCCUCCUCCACACCCAAUCCUUCGUCCCCCACGCCCAAUCCUCCUCCUCCACACCCAAUCCUUCGUCCCCCACGCCCAAUCCUCAUCCUCCACUACCAAUCCUUCGUCCCCCACGCCCAAUCCUCCUCCUCCACACCCAAUCCUUCGUCCCCCACGCCCAAUCCUCAUCCUCCACACCCAAUCCUUCGUCCCCCACGCCCAAUCCUCCUCCUCCACACCCAAUCCUUCGUCCCCCACGCCCAAUCCUCCUCCUCCACACCCAAUCCUUCGUCCCCCACGCCCAAUCCUCAUCCUCCAAACCCAAUCCUUCGUCCCCCACGCCCAAUCCUAGGUGGCCCGACAAAGUCAUCCCUUUCUCCCCCUUACAAGAAUGGAUAUUCAGCCUCCCCGUCAUACACUAA
Penaeus chinensis is the source of this 1080-nucleotide messenger RNA. Its product is annotated as extensin-like. The record is from RefSeq and is a predicted model, not a curated record. Bases 1 to 1080 code for a protein of 359 amino acids. Lineage: Eukaryota; Metazoa; Arthropoda; Malacostraca; Decapoda; Penaeidae. The transcript has a single exon.